CAAUUGCAGGACUAGCGUUGGCAAAAAGUUUGUACCGAGCUCCUUGGAGAAGUUUGAACUAAGUCGCAGAGUUUGCACAAACUCUUAAGAUCACCGGUCUUGGUGCUGGUUGUUCUGCGACGAUCUCAUUUAUUAAACGGCCCAAGCAGUAAUUUAUAAAAUCCACCUCCAAAGUCGCCCGACGAUCAGUGAGAUAUCGGGGAGAGGGCAAUGAGUAGCUUUACUUUGUGUGUCAGUCUUUUAUCUCUGCUAUCUACCGGCUUCUCAGAGAAAGCUUCCAAGGAUACACUUACUGGCAAAGCAGUUCAGGAUGUGCUGCAUAAAGAAAAUCUAGAUCAGCAUUACAGAACUAUUCAGACGAAAUUUAACCUUCAGAGUUCAACAAGUACAGAUGAAAAAGACUGUGCCAUUAUUGCAGGUGUGAGUGAAAGUCUAGGGAAGUGUAACUUCAAUCGAACUUCCAAGACGUUCAUUAUCAUUCAUGGUUGGACGACAACAGGGUUAAUGGAAUCUUGGAUCAAUGGUAUGGUUAAAGCUCUACAAAAACAAGAAGCACAUGCGAACGUCAUCGUGGUCAAUUGGCUUGAACGUGCACACCAGCUUUACACAGUAGCUGUGAACAACUCUGAGGUGGUUGGAAAAGAAGUUGCCAUCUUAAUUGAUUGGCUGAAGCAGGUGACCAAUUUACCUCUUCAAAAGUUGCAUUUGAUUGGCUACAGCUUGGGUGCUCAUGUUGCAGGAUUCGCCGGAAAAGCUGCACAAAAAAAGAUUGGACGAAUAACAGGUUUGGAUCCAGCUGGCCCCAUGUUUGAAGGUGAAAAUCCUGAUAAGCGACUUUCCCCUGAUGAUGCAGACUUUGUAGAUGUGCUUCACACUUUUGCAUACAGUAGGCUAGGGGUCAGCAUUGGCAUUGCGCAGCCCAUUGGCCACAUUGAUGUUUAUCCAAAUGGUGGCAGUUUCCAGCCUGGUUGUGGUCUUCACGAUGUCUUUAAUGCCAUCACCAAUGGAAAUCUUGGUGAUGUCAUUUAUUGUGAGCAUGAGCGGUCUGUGCAUCUCUUCGUCGACUCCAUCCUCAAUCAGGAUAAGCAGAGCUUGAUGUAUCGAUGUCCUGACACCACGACAUUUGAGAAGGGGAUGUGCCUGAGCUGCCGAAGCAAUCGUUGUAAUAAAUUAGGCUACAAUGUCAAAGAAAUCAGAAGUAAACGCAGCAAUAAGAUGUAUCUAAAGACAAGAGCAGAUAUGCCCUUUAAAGUAUUUCAUUAUCAGUUAAAAAUGCACUUAUUCAGUGCAGAGGAAAUACAAGGCACAAACCCCAAACUGAAUGUUAACUUGUACGGCACUGAAAUUGACAGCAAGAAGACCAGUAUUGAAAUGCCUGAGCAAGUUAUUGCAAACAGGACAAAUUCUUUUCUUGUCUGCUUGGAAGAGGACAUUGGGGACUUGUUGAAGAUUAAGCUGAGUUGGGAGAAACCCACUUCAUCCUGGUCAUUUUGGACAAAUUUUAAAAGUUUCUGGUAUGGGUCGGAUUCUGCUGAAAAAGAAGAUCUGAAUGAGCUGGAGAUAAGGAAGAUUCGAGUGAAGUCUGGGGAAAUGCAGAAAAAAUAUACAUUCUGUGCAAGCAAUCCAUCAGCCACAAAGAUUUUGCCAGGCAAAGAAUUGACAUUCAUCAAAUGUCUGGAUGGCUGGCCAGUUAAAAACAAAACAAGCUUAUUCAAGUUCAUUACAAGGAGCGUUUGAAGGUAAAGUUACAGUAUCUUCAAGGAAACCUGAAGGAUGCCUUUAGCUGGAUUCUAUCCUGAAAAUGCCAAAGCAGCCAUGUCUAAUAAUAGAUUAUUCCUGCUGACUGGUUACUUUGUUUCCUCCACUGACUUGUUUCGCAUGAAGUUCUCCAUUGGAGAGAAGAGACAACCUGAUCUUUGACUGUGUUGUUUGUGGAAACAAAGUGCCCAUGGUACAUUUGUACUUAUUGCAUGGAGGCUCACAUUCAUUCACCUGCACCAGUUACAGCUGCCAUUGCAAUGACCCGUAGAGCUAUAUGUUACAUUGAUUUUUUUUUAUACUGCUGAUAAUUUAAAAGAAAAUGUCUGUUUCAUAGUCCUAUUUGUAUAUAUUGAUUUGCUGCAUUUUUGUACAUUGCGGACUUACUUUCGCUAAAUGCUAUUUAUAUAUUGAAGUGGAAUACAUUUAAAAAUAAAAUUAUUUUUCUGUAAUAAUUGGAAAGAAUUAAUUAAAAUGUGUGCACUGUUUGACACCUUUGA
Molecule: messenger RNA, 2258 nt
Organism: Pristis pectinata (smalltooth sawfish)
Lineage: Eukaryota; Metazoa; Chordata; Chondrichthyes; Rhinopristiformes; Pristidae
Product: putative endothelial lipase
Exons: 10
Coding region: 211-1737 (508 amino acids)
Biological process (GO): lipid metabolic process
Molecular function (GO): protein binding; lipoprotein lipase activity
Source: RefSeq, a predicted model, not a curated record